AUGGCCACAAGCGAGUCGCCGAACGUUGCGAGCGAAAAGGCCGAAAUCAAGACAAUCGAGACCGUCGACCCCUAUACUGUGCUGUCGGCGGAAGAUGCAGAGCUCAUGCGUCGUUUUGAAGGCAAGGCUGGCAAGAAAGUGACCUCGAAGGUCGACCGCAGGCUUGUCCCCGUCAUGGCCUUACUGUACCUUCUGAGUCACAUUGAUCGCGCCAAUGUGGGCAACGCAAAGCUUGAAGGCAUGGACAAGGACCUCGGCUUGAAGGGAAACCAAUACAAUAUCAUCAGCACUCUGUUCUUCGUCCCUUACAUCAUCUUCGAAAUUCCCUCGAACAUUGUGUUGAAGAAGGUCCGUCCUAGCUUGUGGCUCAGCUUUCUCGUUGUGUCCUGGGGAACCAUCAUGACAUGCAUGGGUGCCGUACAGAACUUCCAAGGCCUCCUUGCUUGCCGAGUCCUGCUGGGUCUGGCCGAAGCCGGGUUUUUUCCAGGAGCAGCCUACGUCAUCACAACAUGGUAUCCUCGCCACGAGCUGCAGCAACGUCUGGCGAUCUUCUACACCACAUCGGCCUUCUCAGGGGCUUUCAGCGGCCUUCUCGCCUAUGCAAUUGCCAAGCUCGAUGGUGCUCACGGUGUCGCUGGUUGGCGAUGGAUCUUCCUCAUCGAGGGCGCUGUCACCGUAGGCGUCGGUCUGCUCAUGCCGUGGCUCAUGGUGGAGUCUGCAGAAAAGGCGAGCUGGCUGACCGAGGACGAGAAGAGAUUCAUAUCUCUCCGUCUGCAGCUCUCUGGCGUCCGUCCCAACACUGAGGAAGGGGACAGGUUUUCGUGGAAGCUUCUGAUCAAGACGAUGCUCGACCCCAAGAUCUUGCUCGGCAUCCUUGUGUCGAAUGGAAACUCCGUCUCCAACGCCGCAUUCAAGUUCACCAUGCCCGAGAUCGUGAAGCAGAUGGGGUUCACUACCUCCAAAGCUCAGCUGCUGACAAUUCCGCCUUACUUUUGCGGCGGCGUGUCUGCUUGGGUCACAGGAUGGCUGUCCGACAAAUUCACCUGGCGGAUGCCCUUCCUCGCUGUCCCUCUUCUGAUCCUGGUCACGGCAAUCAGUGUUCUAUUUGGCCUGGCGCCCGACGUCCAAAACAACGUACCCGCCCUGUACUUUGCGGUUGUUCUGGCUCAGAUUGGAAUUUACCCUGUCCAGCCAGGCAUCGGCGCGUGGACCGGCAAUAAUCUGGCACCGUCUUGGAAACGUUCCAUAGGCCUGGCGUGGCUUUUCGCUGCUGGUAAUCUCGGUGCUUUUGUCGGAACCAAUACAUUCUUGGAGAAAGAAGCUCCCCGGUAUCAGAGUGGCUACGGUUCUUGUCUGGGCGUGGCGUGCCUGGCUCUUGCGGCAACCUUAGUGCUUGAGGUCAUGCUUUGGAGUCGGAACAAAAAGAAGGCCAGCAUGGACACGUGGGACGUUCAUGAGCAGUAUACUGAACAACAGCUUGAUGAGAUGGGUGAUACAAGCCCUCUCUUCAAGUAUAUCUUGUAG
Zasmidium cellare ATCC 36951 is the source of this 1524-nucleotide messenger RNA. RefSeq lists its product as uncharacterized. Gene Ontology annotation, molecular function: transmembrane transporter activity. The coding region runs from base 1 to 1524 and encodes 507 amino acids. The record is from RefSeq and is a predicted model, not a curated record. Gene Ontology annotation, biological process: transmembrane transport. Gene Ontology annotation, cellular component: membrane. The transcript has 4 exons. Lineage: Eukaryota; Fungi; Ascomycota; Dothideomycetes; Mycosphaerellales; Mycosphaerellaceae.